Linum trigynum is the source of this 2118-nucleotide messenger RNA. Lineage: Eukaryota; Viridiplantae; Streptophyta; Magnoliopsida; Malpighiales; Linaceae. The record is from the annotation of a GenBank genome assembly.
AUGGGCCACAAGCCCAACACUGAAACUCCGGCAGCCGCUCAACACCAGAGUCUCCUUCAACAAAUCACCGGCAGCGUAAGCGUUGCUUCCGAUUCACUGGUCUAUAGCUACAAAAGGAGCUUCAAUGGCUUCGCUGCCAGGUUGACCGAGGCCGAGAAAGAUAAGCUCUCCGGAUAUGAAGGGAUAGUUUCAGUUUUCCCUAGUCAGAUUAGAAAACUCCACACGACGAGAUCAUGGGAUUUCCUGGGUUUCCCCCAGAAUGUCAAAAGGGCAACUGUGGAGAGCGACAUAAUCAUUGGGAUGCUCGACACCGGUGUUUGGCCCGAGUCGCAGAGCUUCGACGAUUAUGGCUACGGCCCACUUCCACAGAAGUGGAAAGGUGUCUGCCAAAGCUCUUCCAAUUUCACCUGCAAUAAAAAGAUCAUUGGAGCCAAAUACUAUCAUGGUGGACGCAAUUUCAGUGAAGAUGAAAUUGCCUCCCCCAGGGAUUCUGAGGGUCAUGGAAGUCACACUGCAUCCACAGCAGCAGGGAAUAUAGUAACUCCAGCUAGCCUCCUUGGCCUUGCUUCCGGGACUGCCCGAGGAGGGGUUCCCUCUGCCCGAAUUGCUGUCUACAAGAUUUGCUGGGAAGAUGGCUGUUGGGAUGUCGACAUUUUAGCAGCAUUCGAUGAUGCCAUUGCUGAUGGAGUCGACAUAAUCUCCCUCUCGGUUGGUGGUUCGCCACAAGAUUAUUUUGAAGACACUAUAGCUAUUGGGGCUUUCCAUUCCAUGAAGAAUGGGAUUCUCACAUCCAAUUCAGCUGGUAAUGAAGGCCCUUCUCCUGGAUCGGUUUCGAAUUGCUCUCCUUGGUCGCUCUCUGUGGGUGCUAGCACCAUUGACAGAAAGUUCACAACUGGGGUCAGGUUGGGUAAUGGAAGAACUUAUCAGGGGAUCUCUUUAAACACUUUUGCGCCCACUAAGGUGUAUCCUCUUAUCUAUGGUGGAGAUGCGACGAAUACAACACCAGGACAUUCAAUUGGGUCAAGGUAUUGUGAUCCAAACAGCUUGGAUAGGAAUUUGGUGCAAGGGAAAAUUGUGCAUUGUGAUGAUGUUAGUGCAGGGGAGGAACAAAUUGCAGCGGGUGCAACUGGGGCCAUAAUGACGACUACUGGUAUUGAAGAUAAUGCAUAUGCCUUACUUUUACCUGUGUCCAUCUUGACCGAUGAUGAAGGAGUCACCAUUGUGGAGUACAUAAACUCAACUAGUGAUCCAACUGCACAAAUAUUCACGACACAUGACUUUGUGGAUAAUUCAUCAGCAUAUGUGAUCUACUUUUCUUCAAGAGGGCCAAACCCAAUAACAACAGACAUUCUCAAGCCUGACCUUACAGCACCUGGAGUUGAUAUCCUGGCAGCAUGGUCCCAAGCUACAACUGUGACAGGUCUUCCUGGGGACGACAGGGUUGUCCCAUACAACAUAAUCUCUGGUACUUCCAUGUCCUGCCCCCAUGCCUCUGCAGCAGCAGCUUAUGUUAAGUCAUUCCACCCUACAUGGUCCCCGGCAGCCAUUAAGUCUGCUCUAAUGACGACCGCUCAUCCCAUAAGUGUUCCAGACGUGCCUGAUGCUGAGUUUGGAUAUGGAUCAGGCCAAAUUAAUCCUUCGAGGGCCAUGGAUCCUGGACUAGUAUAUGAUGCUGGAGAGAUUGACUAUGUUCAAAUGUUGUGUGGCCAAGGAUACAACAGUACACAACUGCGACUUGUCACAGGAGAUCAGAGCUCUUGUAGUUCUACAACUACUAAUGGAACCGCAGUGUGGGAUCUAAACUACCCUUCAUUUGCUCUGUCAUCAAAGAAGCCCAAGGCUAAUGUUACUCGGGUGUUCCACAGAACUGUCACAAAUGUUGGGUAUGCGCCAUCUAACUACACGGCCUUAGUGCGUGCUGAAGUGGGCUUUGAUACGAUCAGAGUUGAACCAAAUGUACUUACGUUCAAGAACAUUGGGGAGAAGCAGUCCUUCAUUGUGACGGUCACGGCUGUGCUGGGAAGAACCAUGUUGUCUGGUUCUUUGAUUUGGAGUGAUGGUAUCCAUUCUGUGAGGAGUCCUAUUGUCGCAUUUGUGGCACCUCAAGAACAUAACUGA